AUGUCAACAGGAGGCAAAGGAGGAGGGAAGAAGCGACCGCGUGCGGAUCUGCUAUCGACGCUCGAUGCAGCAUUUGCGUCGACGGCGCAGUCUACGGAUUCCAAGUACACGGCCCAAGCAGCAGCGCAGGCGGUUCCCCAGCAGCACAAGCAACAGGCGUACCAGCAGUUGAAACGGAAGCGGAAGGACGAAGCAAAGCGCGUGACCGACGGCAACGGCCGACGUCAAAAGGGUCGCGACCGGACUGCAGAGGAGAGCGAAGCGAAGCGCGGGAAGAAGCAGACGGAAGCCGCGUAUGAAAAGAUGAGCACAGAGCUGUUGGCGAUUGGGUUGAAAGACUGCUCGUUGCAAGCGCAGGUUCCAACAACGCUCACGAAGCCGCGUGUGUUGCACGAGACGCUGAAGAACUACUUGGAGACAGUGACGCACGGCACGAAAGCAGACUCGAGUGCCGUUGGUAGUCUCAAGAACAAGGUCUUGUCGUUGGACAACCCGUUCAAGAAGAGCGCUGCGGCUGCUACCGUGGCAAAGACCAUCGCCGCUGCGAGUCGCAAUCAGACUGCAAAGCUGCUGAGUGCGCGUCAACGUCGAGCGCUUGGGCUGCACUUGCUACGUGGCGAGAUCCACUACAGCCACGCCGAGAUGCUCAAGGAGAUCUGGACGCGGUACGUCUUGCAAGUGAUUGCGAGCGACCUCAGCGACGUCCACCACGUGAGCGAAGAAGCGCAGCGGACGAGGAAUGCCAAAGUGCACAUGAAGCUCAAGUAUCUCGAUCUGUCAGGAUGUCCACUCGAAGUCGUGCAAGCCCCAAAUCCAUGCACUGUCGGUCUCCAUGGUAUCGUCGUCGCCGAGACGCGGCAAACGCUACAGCUCUGCUCUCCUACACCAUCGACCAACAACAACAACAACAACAGCAACAGCCACGGCAGUCUCCGCACCGUGGUCAAGUCGAGCUCGCGGUUCAAAGUCCGUCUCAGUGCCACCCGCACGUUGUUCCUCGACAGCGCGUGGUUUGCUGACCGCGCGGCCGUUGCCAACCAGUAG
Molecule: messenger RNA, 1044 nt
Organism: Hyaloperonospora brassicae
Lineage: Eukaryota; Oomycota; Peronosporomycetes; Peronosporales; Peronosporaceae
Source: the annotation of a GenBank genome assembly